Messenger RNA from Dermochelys coriacea (leatherback sea turtle), 1299 nucleotides. RefSeq names its product transmembrane protein 35B (gene TMEM35B). The coding region runs from base 241 to 660 and encodes 139 amino acids. NCBI's taxonomy places the organism in Eukaryota, Metazoa, Chordata, Testudines, Dermochelyidae. The record is from RefSeq and is a predicted model, not a curated record. The transcript has 3 exons.
GAGUUUUUCGCACCCGUAGCCAGGUAGACACACGCUGUAGCUGUCUGCCAGGCCGGGGCUCAGCCCCACACCUCGCCCGGCCCCGGGAGGGCGGAGCCCGGCUGCAGGACACACCCGCCCGCCGCGCCAGGGACCCGCCGCCGCCUCCUCUUCCGCGUGCGGCGAGCCCGGGGGCGGGUCCCGCCUUCAGCCGCCGCCUUUGCCCGGGCCCCGGCCGCCGAGCCGAGCCCGCCCGGGGCCAUGGCGCUGGUCUUCCCCGCCAUCCGGGUGCUGCUCGGCCUCUUCUUCCUGCUCACCGGGGCGGUGAAGCUGACGGACCAGAUCUCGGCCGAGCUCUACCGGCAGCUGAAGUCCCAGUUUGUGCAGUUCGCCGACGUCUUCCCCCUGAAGGAGUUUGGCUACAAGCCAGAGCCGGAGCAGUACCUGCAGGUGGUCGGCUGGAUCGAGGUGGUGGCCGGGGCGCUGCUGGCCUUUGGGCCGCAGCUUCUGCAGGAGAUCAGCAACUUUGUCCUCACCAUCGUCAUGAUCGGUGCCAUCUACACCCUGCUGGUGCUGAAGGGGCCCUUCGCCAUGUGCGCUCCGGCUACGAUCUGCCUGGGUCUCCUGCUGCUGCUCAACAUACGAGGAAGGGGGGGCAGGGCCAAGUCCAAGUUUGAGUGACUGGAAUGAAAUGGGGGGGCGGGGGCGCUGGAUUGGCAGAAAAUGAUGUCACCCCCCCAACAAAGUGUUGCAAUGACAUGGCUUCCUGCCAGUGAACUGGCUGUUUAUGUGCAGUACAAACUCUAAAGCUCCUGGGGAGGGACCAGCAGGCUGACUAAUCUGGGGGGGCCCUGGGGUACCUGCUGCAGGUGUGUGCAGAGCGUGGGGAGCAGCUGCCUGGCUGGAAGCUUUGCACAGAGGCUGGGAAGUUUCUCUUUCUGCCCUGGCUUUGAAGGCAGCCAGGUGGGGCAGGGUAAUUGGAGCUGGGUCAUGAUGCGUUGUGCUGGGAACUCCUGGGGGGGGGGGGGGGUUGGAAGCUGUGGAGCGUGCCCCAAAUGGGUAACAGCUGUGAGAGUUCCCACAAUGGGUCACCCUCCAACGUGACCCAGGCGGAGUCCAGGGGGUCAAACUCCCGUGGCCCAACGAGCCCUUCACCUCUCUGCCUAUUUUGCUCUGUCGCUAAGAAUCGUAUCAUGGCGCCAGUGCCCCCAUGGAGCUGUCUGGCCGGACCUCGGGGGAGGAGGUGGUGCUGACUCUGCUCUGUACGGGGCGGGGGCUGCAUAGCGCUGACUUUUAAAUAAAACCUCUAUUUCCAGGCUA